GGACUGGAAGUUCAACCUGCCUGAUGAGAGCAGAGUAGCAGGAGGCUCGGGCUGGAGUGCGUGUUGUGUUCACAAUUGUUGACGGCUUACAUCGUUUAACUUCGCAGUCAUGGACACAGACGAGUUUAUGAAAUACCGGUCGCCCCUGGUGUCACGAUAUGCCAGUAAGGAGAUGGCUUAUAACUUCAGUGACAGGAAGAAAUUCACUACCUGGAGGAAGCUCUGGAUCUACCUCGCCAAAGCUGAAAAGGCUUUGGGCCUGCCCAUCACAGAUGCCCAGGUGGCAGAGAUGGAGAGCCACGCAAACGACAUUGACUUCGCCAUGGCGGCGGAGGAGGAGAAGAAGCUCCGUCACGACGUCAUGGCUCACGUGCACACCUUCGCCCACUGCUGCCCAGCCGCUGCUCCCAUCAUCCACCUGGGCGCCACCUCCUGCUACGUCGGGGACAACACGGACCUCAUUAUGCUUAGGGAUGGCUUUGACAUCCUCCUCCCCAAGCUGGCUCGUGUUAUUGAUCGACUUGGCAACUUUGCAGAGAAGUAUGCCCAUCUACCCACCCUGGGCUUCACCCAUUACCAGCCGGCCCAGCUGACCACGGUGGGUAAGCGAGCGUGCCUCUGGCUGCAGGAUCUCACCAUGGACAUGCGGAACCUUCAGCGCGCCCGCGACGACAUUCGUUUCCGGGGGGUCAAAGGCACCACGGGCACCCAGGCCAGCUUCCUCCAGCUCUUUCAGGGGGACCAUGACAAGGUAGAGGAUCUGGACAGAAUGGUUACAGAAAUGGCUGGCUUUAAAAAGGCCUACCUGGUGACUGGGCAGACCUACAGCCGUAAGGUGGACAUCGACUCUGUUGUAGUGCUGGCCAGUCUGGGGGCUUCUGUUCACAAGAUUUGCACUGACAUUCGUCUGCUGGCUAACCUGAAAGAGAUCGAGGAGCCUUUUGAGAAGGAGCAGAUUGGCUCCAGUGCAAUGCCGUACAAGAGGAACCCAAUGCGUGCUGAGCGUUGCUGUAGCUUGGCCCGCCACCUGAUGGCGCUAGUGUCUGACCCUCUGCAGACCUGUGCUGUUCAGUGGCUGGAAAGAACACUGGACGACAGUGCCAACAGGCGCAUCUCACUGCCCGAGUCCUUCCUCACGGCAGACAUCAUCCUCAGCACCCUUCAGAACAUCACUGAGGGACUGGUGGUCUAUCCUAAGGUGAUCGAGAGACACAUUCGUCAUGAGCUGCCCUUCAUGGCCACAGAGAACAUCAUCAUGGCCAUCGUGAAGGCCGGUGGAAACAGACAGGAUUGCCAUGAGAAGAUCCGUGUGCUGUCGCAGCAGGCUGCAGCAGUGGUAAAACAGGAAGGGGGUGACAAUGACCUGUUGGCUCGGGUCAACGCUGACCCCUACUUCGCCCCAAUUCUUGGCCAGCUGGACGCCCUGUUGGACCCCAAGACCUUCAUUGGCCGUGCACCCCAACAGGUUACCAGAUUCCUGGCGGAGGAAGUGCACCCCAUUCUUGAACCAUACAAGAGCAAGAUGGACGUAAAGAUUGAGUUGGAGCUUUGAAGACGGUCACGUACAGUACACACAUGUAAACAAACGUAUGAUCAAACCUCAACCAUUAAAUGCUGAAACCAA
Molecule: messenger RNA, 1624 nt
Organism: Sardina pilchardus (European sardine)
Lineage: Eukaryota; Metazoa; Chordata; Actinopteri; Clupeiformes; Clupeidae
Gene: adsl
Product: adenylosuccinate lyase
Exons: 13
Coding region: 110-1552 (480 amino acids)
Biological process (GO): 'de novo' AMP biosynthetic process
Cellular component (GO): cytosol
Molecular function (GO): N6-(1,2-dicarboxyethyl)AMP AMP-lyase (fumarate-forming) activity; (S)-2-(5-amino-1-(5-phospho-D-ribosyl)imidazole-4-carboxamido) succinate lyase (fumarate-forming) activity
Source: RefSeq, a predicted model, not a curated record